This is a messenger RNA of Geosmithia morbida, 1281 nucleotides long. Its product is annotated as MOSC N-terminal beta barrel domain. Gene Ontology annotation, molecular function: catalytic activity; molybdenum ion binding; pyridoxal phosphate binding. The transcript has 2 exons. Bases 1 to 1281 code for a protein of 426 amino acids. The record is from RefSeq and is a predicted model, not a curated record. Lineage: Eukaryota; Fungi; Ascomycota; Sordariomycetes; Hypocreales; Bionectriaceae.
AUGAAGGUAACAGCUCUCUGGGUAUAUCCCAUCAAGGGCCUGCGAGGCAUCCCUCUCGAGACGGCCGACCUCGGACCCCAGGGUCUCCGACACGACCGCGUAUUCACGGUAUGCCGCGUCGACGGCGACGGCGACGACGCGCAGCUGCGGCACAUGCAGCUGUCCCGCUUCCCCCAGUGCUCCCUGUUCCACCAGGACAUGACCGAUGACGGGUCGCACAUCCGCGUACGGUACCAGCAGCCCAGGCUUGACCCCCCCCCGUCCUCCUCCUCCUCCCCCCCCUCAACUUCCGGCUCGCCAGCGGCUGCCCGGCCGCCCGCGCACCGUCCUGAACACGACCAGACCCUGCACGUGCCGCUGGAGCCGGACACGACCAGGCUCGAGCGCGCCGUCGUCAACAUCCACCAGAGCGUCGUGUCGGCGUACCGCGUCGGCAAGCGCUACGACGACUGGUUCUCGGCCUGCUUCGGCUUUCCCGUCGCCCUGCUCUACAUCGGUGACCAGCGGAGACCGGUGCUGGGGAGCAUGGCGCCUUCGAACCCGUCCGCGGCGGACAGGCACGCGGCCGCCUCGAACAGCAGCAGCGGCGGCGGCGGCGGCGGCGGCGGAUGGCUGUCAUCCAUCGUGACCAGCCUGGUCGGCGGGGACAAGACCGGCGCCACCGGCGCCGGUGGUGCCAAGGAACCGGAGUGGCUCCGAUUCUCCGACUGCGCGCCGUACCUGGUGACGACCGAGGCCUCGCUCGCGGACGUGUCGGCGCGCAUGGCCCGCGGCCAGCAGGACGUGGACAUGGUCAAGUUCCGCCCCAACAUCGUCGUCGACGGCGACUCCCCCUUCGACGAGGACUACUGGGCCGAACUGUCCGUCCGCGGCCGGCCGGCCCUGUCCAUGUCCAAGAUGUGCGGCCGCUGCACCUCCCUCAACGUCGACUACGACGCCGGACGGCCGGCCCUAGGCGAGCAGGGCACCCUGCUCAAGAAGCUCAUGCCGGACCGCCGCGUCGACCCCGGCGCCGCCUACACCCCCGUCUUCGGACGCUACGCCUUCCUCUCCGACCAGCUCGCCUCCGACACCCUCCUCCUGCGCCGCAGCGAGGGGGAGACGCCGGGCUCGGACGCCGGGGACGGCGACGCGGCGGGAGACCUGCGGAUAUCCGUCGGCGAUUCCGUCGCCGUCACCCGCCGCAACGACGCGAGGCCCGUCUGGGACUGGCCUCUCAAGGACCCUUCCAGCGCACGCUUCUACUCCUAUUCGCACCCUCCUACCGCCCAGACAGCAUAG